Corchorus capsularis is the source of this 2271-nucleotide messenger RNA. NCBI's taxonomy places the organism in Eukaryota, Viridiplantae, Streptophyta, Magnoliopsida, Malvales, Malvaceae. The record is from the annotation of a GenBank genome assembly.
AUGGCAGGACAGACUAGUGAAGAACUUGAGGAACUGAAGCGUGAUAGAGAUGAGAUGAAAGAACAGUUGAAACAAAUGAUGGAAAUGUUGAACAAACUGACUGGGCCUUUAGAUACUACACCAAAAGAGGGAACAAUGAAUCAGAAGGCAGAUGAUUCUAAUGGAAAGGUUGAUGUAGGUAGCAACCCUAAGAACAACGGCAAGGCACCGGCUGAUUUGGUUGACAAUACGCCAUUAGGGUACGUCUAUACACAUACGACACCAUAUUAUGCUCAUCCUGAGACUUCUGGUGGUGGGUUCGGACCCCGGACCCGCACGUUGCGACACCAAGAUCAGACGAUCAGGCAAAGCACACAACUUCACAAAUCGGGAAAAAUUUUUGAGCAGCGCAACCAAACAGAAUUUCCAAAGUCUGCUGAGAAUCCUUCAGGAGGGAUUGAGGAAGUUUCUAAGGAGAAUCAAAGCACCACGCAAAUCAGAGGAGUUUGCAAUGAGGACGUUAGAGAGCUUCCAAGCACAAAGUGCGAUGAUCUGGAGAGAGCGGAGAAUGAGGAGGUUCCACUUGAACUGUGGAAUGUGGACUUUUUCUCUACUCUCGAGAAUAGAUGGGGUAGUUUUAUUCAAGUUGAUGAUAAGACAAGGAGCAGAAGUUCUUUGAGGAUAGCUAGAUUACAAGUGAUGGUUUCUAGCUUGUCAGACAUCCCCAAAUUGGCGGUGGGCAAGUCCUCGGGCUCUAGCUUUAAGAUUUUGGUUACGGUGGAAAAAGAAAGUGAUGAUGUUCUUCCCGACCGGAUUCAGGCAAUUGCAAAUGGUAUUUCCGGUGACGUUCCUACAGAUGAUUGCAAUAAUUUGGCAUUGAUAUGCUCCAAUGAAGUUAAUGUUUUGUCGACCAAUGCCAAUUCUCUUUCAGGGCAUAGCAUGGGGAAAAGGAAUUUCAUUCAUAACGGCUACUCGAGUUCCUUGAGAAAUGAGAGAUAUAUAAUUUGUGCUGGGUUUAUGAAGAGGGUUGGAUUUCAUUGUGCCAUUGUGAAUGUUUACGCACUAAAUGAUGAGGAGGGGAGAGUGUUGUUGUGGAAUGAAUUGAAGGACCUAAAGGAGCAAUUCGAUCUGCCACGGAUAAUUGGAGGUGAUUUCAAUGCAGUUUUACAUACCAAAGAGAGGCAAGGGAGGGAUGAAAAUUCUCUAGGUACCAGAUCUUUUACCGAUUUUACUAAUGACUUACAGCUUAUUGACAUGCCUUUGUUGGGAGCGAAAUUCACUUGGGGCAGUAACAGGGAGAUACCUUCUUUCAGUAGACUUGAUCGCUUCUUGGUGAGUACUGAGGUUCUUAUAAGUUUCCCUGAUAUCAAGCAAAAGCUAAAGCCCAAAUCCUUAUCAGAUCACAACCCAGUUUUACUUUUCGUUGAGAAUGUAAAUUGGGGACCUAAGCUAUUCAAAUUCUUUAAUCAUUGGUUUGAAAUGGAAGGAUUCCAGGAGAUGGUUGCUAAUGCUUGGGAUAACAAUAGUGGUGGAGACUUAUUUCAGCGUUUUCGUCUCUUAAAACCAAAAAUAAAGGAAUGGUACAAGGCUUGUGGCGAGGCUGAUUUUAGAAGGAUUGAAAUGGUUGAGGAGCAGAUACAUCAGUUGGAUUUGAAAAUUCAGCAAGGCGAGAACGUAGAAUCUAAUAGAGAGGAGAUGACACAGAAAAGAGGUGAGAUUUGGAGGUUGUAUAGAUCGGCUGAAAGAUCAUGGCAGCAAAAAUCUCAUUUGCAAUGGCUACGGGAGGGUGACAAGAACACAAGAUUUUUCCAAUUGGUAGCAACUAAUCGAGCUCGAAGAAACCAUAUCGAUCAAAUUGAGGUUGAUGGGAGAGUUGUUGUUCACCCAGAAGAAGUAAAAGAAGAAAUCUCUAGCUUUUUUGAGAGACAAAUUCUGGAUUGUUCUUUGAUUGCAAAUGAAGUUGUUGAUUCAAUGAGGAAAGGUGGUGAAGGCGGGAUUUGUUUCAAAGUUGAUUUUGAAAAGGCGUAUGACAGUGUCGAUUGGGGUUUCUUGGAAUUUAUCAUGCGGAAAAUGGGUUUCGGUGAGAAAUGGAUGAAAUGGAACUCAAAGUGUGUUACCACCCCAACAAUUUCAGUUCUUGUUAAUGGUUCCGCUGGUAGAACUUUCUCUACAUCAAGAGGGCUUAGACAGGUGUCGAAACUUUCGGGUCCGGGGGACCUUGCCGAAACGACUUUGGAAAAGGAAGGAGUCGCCACUAAUCUUUUUUACCUAGGUGUGACACAUUAUGUCUAA